GGGUCUUCUUAUGGUGGGGUGUGUUGACGAGGAAUCACCCGGCCCCUCAUUUCUGGUUGGCAAAAGAAAUUGUUUUUGGCUUUUUUUUUCUCACUUCAAAGCUGCUGCAAUAACCUUUACCUACUUGUUAUUGCAUCUGAGUUCCAUUAUCAAAUUCCUCUCUCCUAUCAUCCAAAAAAUUUUGAAACUUAGUCUUCGUGAAGAAUCUCUUGUAGAUUUUUGUACUGGUCGGCAAGCUAAUAUAAGCACACAAUAGUACGCUCACGAGUGGGAUAAGAUUAUGGAAAGCAGUCAAAUUGAUCUUGCUUAUUUUUCAUCAGGCUUUGGGUUAGCAUUCUCCAGAACUUUUUGAUCCUUUGGUGUAUAACUCAAGAAUUAAUGAAUACUGUACAAUUUUUGCUCCUCUGUCAUAACAAGUGUUCGUUAUCAGGUGAAGCUGUCUAAGGUUUUAUGGGUACUCGGGUAAUUCCACAUUUCUCCAACAUCCUUCUUUUUUGUUGAAUGUUUUAAAUUUUUUUAUGUAAGGCACUGCUACAUUCUAAUAUGUAUGAAAAAAUCUCGAGUGGUUUAAAGUCUGGAGACUGGAGUUGUGGAAGAUAGAACUUUAGAGUCUGAGUAGUUUCAUCACUCAUUUUCCUCUGCAGAUAUAAUUGUUAAAAGCAUCCAUGCCCCGAGGCAGGUGAGCUAUCAGUCUUGACCCAUUCUGUGUAUCACAGUUAUGAUUGUGGGAUUCAUUACAUGCUAGUGGGUGUCUGGUAUUCAAAGGAUCUGGUUUAAAGGCUCAUGGUCUUGAUCAUGGCUGAUAAUGUAGAAUACUUGUUGAAAUAUUUUAGAAAUGUGUGAAUUUUAGGAGAAUUGUUUUAGGCUAUGGGCAUUGUAUUCGCGGUGGAAGGCACUCCUUUGAAGCCACUUGGUAGAAAUGCUUGUUUUUAUCUUCUAUUGCCACACUCUUCUGUACUGUUUAUGAACUUUGCCUGUUAUGCAGGUUGAUGUAACCAAUCUGUUCUGAUUCCAUAGCUCCAUUCAUCUUCAGGUUUGAGGAAACCAUGGGGGAUAGACAAUUUUCAAGCUCUUUCAAUGUGUUUGGGAUCAACCAAGGUCAAGAGACUCGGGACCAAAAUCAUUUGUCUGCGGAGCAGUCAUAUAUUUCUAUGGGGAGGGCUGUUGAACCAGAAAAUGGUUCUCUUUUUUAUCCGGUGAAUACUAUGUUAAGGGGAGGAGUAUGCAAUAAUUCUCAGUGGAAUUCAGAAGACAGAUCACGUGAGUAUCCGUCCGCUGGUUUCAGCAUGGAAGCACCACAUUUCCAACCAGCUAUUUCAGGUCCCACUUUUAAUCCCUUCUCACACUCAACAGUCCCUGGGAACAUGUAUCUGGCCCCAGAAAAUAAUGCUGGCCAUGCACAUGUUAGUUACUACAAUAGACAAGUUAUGCCUGAAAUUGAAGGUGGUCUAAUAGACUCUACAAUGAGCGCUGGAAGGGGGCAAUUUAAAAGAAAAAGCCCUGCCAUUUCUGGACCUUUUGAGAGAGCCAGCAGUAUCAGAUUUUAUGGUCCAGGAAGUUCCUCUGGCUCAUCUCAGAUGCUGCCAGAGCAGCCAACUUCAGAUUGUCAUAUCAUCCCUUCUGGUCCUCUUGGCAUACCUCAAUACAGGGGUAGUAGCCUUUUGAUAAGGAAUGUGAGAAGUCGGUCUAGGCUUGAUUUUGAACCCAGCACUGUGAGAACUCAUAUAUCAAGUUAUUCUUCUGGUCAUUAUGAUUCAACAACGCAUCCAACCAACCAUUCUGGCACAGUAGACCUUGGUAAUUUGAAUGCUGAGGCCACCACUCGUGAAUGGAAUGGUAUUCCUUUCUCUGCUGCUGCUUGCGGAAGGAUUCCAACUUCUGAUAUGGGCAGAUUAAGCCACGAGACAAAUCCUUUUCUUGUGGGGGGAAGCACGGCCGAGAUUCGUGGCUACCACCAGGAUUCCAUUCCAAGCAGACACCCUGUUUCCUCUUCACAAUAUGUUCAUGCCCCCAUUGUGCAGACUGCAACGGAUGGCCACAUCAAUUAUUCUAGGAGAGUUAUUCCUUCAUAUAGGGCCGGUCCAAGCUACUCCCAUGCAGGACACCCAGCUGCUUUUUCAGACAAUGGGCUGCAUUCACUCUCAGAAACUUCUUCUUCCAGACAUUCAAGGCCAUGUUCUGCUGGAGGAUGGCAUAACAGUUACAAUAAUGGACGGCAAAGGAUAGCUACUGAGAGAUUCCAGUCAAUACCUAGUUUGGUGGAUGCGCAUGAUAGACUACGAUCUGAGGCUCUCAUGAUGGUGGAUCACUCACCUUUCUAUAGUGGUCCCCAAUUUGAUGAAUAUCUAGACAUGAGGCUAGACAUUGACAACAUGGAUUAUGAGGAACUUCUUGCACUUGGGGAGAGGAUGGGGAAUGUCAACACAGGCUUGUCUGAAAGUAUGAUUUCGAACUGUUUGAGGGAAACAGUGUACCAUUUUCCAGAUCAACACCACGAGGAAGGAACCUGUGCUAUCUGCCUUGAAGAGUACAAGAAUGAAGAGGCGGUUGGAACUUUGAAGAAUUGUGGGCAUGAGUACCAUGUGGGCUGUAUCAGGAAGUGGUUGUUGGUGAAGAAUGUCUGCCCCAUAUGCAAGGCUGUUGCUCUUUCAGACUCUUCAAAGCAGGAAUAACUGAAACCAACUUUGAUCGCAAGCUCUUUUUCCUGUUAUUGUAGAUGUUAUAUAUACAAGACACUUCUCGUAAUGGGUGUAAUCACGCACAUUGUUUGUAAAUAUUGUACAUUUCUCUUAAUGGGUGGACUUACUCCCAUUAUUUGUUGAAAAACACUUGAUUUUUAUAUUGUUCAUCCCUAGUAACCCAACCCCCCCCCCCCCCCC
This is a messenger RNA of Ilex paraguariensis (yerba mate), 2879 nucleotides long. The record is from the annotation of a GenBank genome assembly. Lineage: Eukaryota; Viridiplantae; Streptophyta; Magnoliopsida; Aquifoliales; Aquifoliaceae.